AUGUCACCGCAGAGAAAGUUGCUGCUGCUGGGCACGUUUGUCCACUCCAAGACGGCGCAGCAUCUCGAGUUCCUCCACAACGCUGCCGUAGCGGUGGAUGAGCAGGGCAAGAUUGCCGCCAUUGAGCGGGACGUGGCGGAUGCGAGCGAGGCCAAGGAACGGCUCGUCAAGCAACUCGGCUGGAACGAGGCAGAGGUGGAUGUGACGGAGGCUGCCGAGGGGCAGUUUUUCUUCCCCGGCUUUAUAGACACGCACAUCCACGCCCCCCAGUACGCCAACGCCGGCAUCUUUGGCAAAUCCAGUCUGCUCGACUGGCUCGAGACAUACACCUUCCCCCUCGAGUCCAGCCUCAAGGACCUCUCCAAGGCCCGCCGCGUCUACUCGCGCUGCGUCCGCCGCACGCUCGCCCACGGCACCACCACGGCCACCUACUACGCCACCAUUGACGUCGCCGCGACAAAUCUUCUAGCCGAUCUAUGCCUGUCCAUGGGCCAGCGCGCCUUUGUCGGCAGAGCCUGCAUGGACGAUCCGGAGAUCAACCCGGCCUACUACCGGGAUGCUGAUGCCGCCGAGACGCUGAGGGCGACGCAGCAGACGAUUGACCAUGUGCGCGGCAUCGACCCCGGGUUCGACAUUGUCUCGCCCAUCCUGACGCCUCGCUUCGCCCCGUCGUGUACCCGCGAGGCCAUGGCCGGAUUGGCGCAGCUGCAUCGCGAGACAAGCCUCCCAAUCCAGACACACAUCUCCGAGAACCUCGGCGAGAUCCAGCUCGUACAGCGCAUGUUCCCCGAGGCAGACUCCUACGCAGGCGUCUACGACAAAUACGGCCUCCUGACACACAAAACCGUCCUCGCGCACGCCGUCCACAUCUCCGAGGCCGAAGCAAGCCUCAUCGCUGAGAAGAAGUCCAAGAUAUCCCACUGCCCGUGCAGCAACACGUGCUUGACUAGCGGGCCGGCUCGCGUGCGCUGGAUGUGGGAUAAGGGCAUUGAUGUUGGCCUGGGCACGGACAUGAGCGGCGGAUACAGCCCUUCGAUCUUGGAGGCGGCGAGACAGGCUGCGCUGGUGAGCCGGCAUGUGGCGAUGGGCAUUCAUGUCCCUGUUGAUGAUGAUGAUGGCGCUGCUGCUGCUGCUGCUGAGAAGGAGAGGGUCAAGCUGACGGUUGAAGAGGUGCUGUACCUUGCCACCAGGGGAGGAGCUCGAUGCGUGGGAUUGGAAGAAAAGAUUGGAGGCUUCGAAGUAGGCAUGGAGUGGGACGCGCAGUUGGUAUCUUUAAGUCAAGUGAGUGACGACGGAGGCUUAGAAGAGCAAGACGACAGCGAUGGCUUCGUGGAUGUGUUUGGCUGGGAGAGCUGGGACGAAAGAUUAGCCAAGUGGCUGUACAAUGGCGAUGACCGGAACACGAAGAGAGUCUGGGUCAAGGGUCGGUUAGUUCACAGACGGAGCUGA
Molecule: messenger RNA, 1449 nt
Organism: Trichoderma gamsii
Lineage: Eukaryota; Fungi; Ascomycota; Sordariomycetes; Hypocreales; Hypocreaceae
Exons: 2
Coding region: 1-1449 (482 amino acids)
Biological process (GO): guanine metabolic process
Cellular component (GO): cytosol
Molecular function (GO): zinc ion binding; guanine deaminase activity
Source: RefSeq, a predicted model, not a curated record